Molecule: messenger RNA, 6355 nt
Organism: Cetraspora pellucida
Lineage: Eukaryota; Fungi; Glomeromycota; Glomeromycetes; Diversisporales; Gigasporaceae
Source: the annotation of a GenBank genome assembly
UUACAACCGCCUUGCUUGCUCAGGUUCUUCCGGAGUUGACCAGGACCAUGAAAAAAAGAUAACUCUUCGUCCUGGAAUUUACCUCCUUAGGGUAAAUGUUGACUUGGGUCUAGUAAUUCAUUGGCCCGAACUUGGCUGUUAUGAAGAAAAUGCACCUUCCCAUAAAAAGAAAAAUAUGAUAAACUUGCACAGAUACCUUACUAAACUCACAGAUCACCAAAUUUGCUUAAUAAGUGAACCCGAUUUAGAAAGCUUUGAUUGGAAUGUUAAAGAGGAAGAUGAUGAUUCGGAUGAAGAGACUGAAGGAGCUGGUGUUGACUUUGAAGUCUUAAAAAGUCAGGAGGAAAAGGAAGAUUUUAUACAUUAUCCUGGGUUUAAGAUUCAUCUACCUUCUGAAAUCAAGCAUGAAAUCGAUGUUGAUAAUGCUGACUGCCCGUUACCAUUUAUUAUUGAGUCAACUUUUAAUCAAGCAUUUGCUACAGUGAAGAAAGUGCGGGCAAAGUCAAAAUCAAUAAGAACAUCAAAGCAUAUUUCUAAUAAAUCUGAAUUUCAUGGAAUUAUCAAAGGACAUACGCUUCUCAUAGAUCGUCAAAUGCCUAUGGAUAAUUUAAAAAUGCUAAUUGAACUUGAAUUUGCUGAGUUAGAAGGAGAACUCUUAAAUGGAAAAAUUAUCGAAAAUAUGUUUUGGAAUAGUUUAAAAGCAAAAUACAGUAUAUUUGAAGAUUUCAUCACUAUGAACAAGACCAAUAGCUCCUAUAUGCCGAUUGAUGUAGUAUCAGAAAUACUGAAUGACACAGAUUUAAAAAGAAUUCAUGAAAAAUACCCUAAGAUUAAAAAUAAGAUCGAUAAAGCUUUGAAAAUCACUUCGGAAAAUUGGGUAGAACUAAGGAAAUUAUUCAAAUUUGUGACACAGAUUAUAGAUACACAGCUUGUUGUUGGAGAAGGGAGUGAAACAGCUCAAUAUGAUAAUAAUAGAGACGAAGCAAUUAAAGAAUUAUAUAACUUACUAGUUGAUCAAGACAUUAACUUUAACAAACAAGUAAAGAAAUAUUUCCAGGAACAGAAAAGAAAAAAUCAAGACAAUAAAAUAUUAUCAUUAUCAUGGUUUAAAAAUUUGUUUUCCUCUGACUCCGAUGUUAAUAACAUAGUUUCAAAUGUAGAUGCCGAAAUUAACAAAAAAAUUAAAGAGAAAACUGACAGCCAAUUUAUUCAGGAUCUCCAUAGUUAUAAAUUUGAAAAUGCUGAUGAGAUCAUGAAAAAUCGGAUUACAUCUCGUUUUUUGGACGAAUAUCAAGGAUGGAGAAACGAUGUAUUCCACUCAGUAAUGAAAAAAAGCAUACCACAAUAUUCCGACCGGCGUAAAGAUAUUAAUUCACGGCUUGAAGAUGAAAGUAAAGCAAAUCAAAAAAAAAUUAAUGAUAGCGAAUUUCUCAAGAUUUGUGAAAUAAUAGAAAAAAAACAGUCUGAGGGAUACUUCAUUGCUUAUCAUGUGGAAGAAAUUCAGCCCGAGCAAUUACAAUAUACGAUUUAUAAUACAAGUCUUGAUCAAAAUGAUAUUUUGAGUUUGAGACAAGAUGAAUUACAUGUUCCUAAUCCAACAAUAGAGUUGUAUCAUCAAAAUAACUGCUUUUCUUUUCUAAUCAAUCCGCAAACCUAUAAACUAAGAAAAAUGGCAUUAUUUGAAAAAAAUAAAUAUUUUAUUGCUUUAUGGAAUGUCAAUCAAAGUCGGCUCGAAAUCUAUUAUGAAACAUUAAGAAGAACGUUAAGUAAUCCAAUCCAAUUAGAAGAAAAAUCACACCUAAAGCCUAAAAUUUUUCAUGCGGAAGAGCAAUGUCUUAUCGCUGUAAAUGAGCCGAAUGGCAUGUUUGGUAUAUAUCAAACUGGAAGAGGAGUGUUAGAUGUUUACAUGAUUGAUGAAAGUCAAACAUUUUAUAUGCGGGCGCGAGGUGUUCAAAUUUGUGCAUGGUAUUGUAAUAGGAUACCUGAUAUCAAAUUUUUAUUUUUUAUAAAAGACAAAGAAGAAAUUUGUUUUGUUCAAACCAAUGGUCAAGCGAGAAUAUUUAAUUUGAUUACAAAUCAGUUUUUGCCAGGAACAGCUCGUUUUCCAAUAAAUGCUAGAGAUAUUGUUUGCACUCCUGAUGGCUCUUGUAUUGUAUCAUUUGUCGAAGAAAACGAAUCAAAUGCAUCAGAGAAUCCAUUAGGUGAAAAUGCAUCAGAAGAGAAUCCAUUAGGUGAAAAUGCAUCACAUGAGUCUAAUGAACAGGAUAGUGAAUCUGACAUAUCAGCCAGCGAUACAGCUUCAAAUAGUGAUACAGAAGAUUCUACCGAACAGCCUACUGAUACAAAUAAAUCCGUGAUAAAACGUGCAUAUAUUUAUUUCUGUUCAGGUUUUGGAAGACCUGCUAGUAAAGUAAUUCAAUUGCCUUCAAUUAUAUCAACUUUGGAAUUUAUUCAAUUUUCAUGCAUGGAAAAUCAAAUUCAUCUUACAACAUUUGAUAUACAUACAGGAACAUUUCAUUCACUUAUUAUUAGAAUUACUCAUGAGAAAACACAAUACAGUUUCCAACAAAAGUUUAAUAAACGAUCACUUGGAAAGGUUAGGACAGUAAAAAAUUCGUCGCAAAAUAUGGAACUGGAAGGCAAAGACACUUCAUUUAUACGUGAUAUCAAAAAAGGAGAAAAUCUAGUUAUCAUGGGAGAAAAGCACAUUGUUUUGAAAAUAUAUUCUGAUACGAAAUUAAAAGUUUUAGGAUCUUUUCAGUGUAUGAUUGGUAUUGAUUCUUGGAUGGAAUUUCGUAUUGAACCUAAGACUAAGCUUAACGGAUUUGUAGAUGCAUAUAAAUUAAUGUUUGAAAAGUAUCCUAUUGAUAACAUUAUUGAUUCAGAUCAAAAUCAUACAUUAAAUUUACGAAUUGCAUUAGAUUUGAGGGAUGAUAAAAAGAUUACAAAUUAUGAAAAUAAAUUCCAGGAAUAUGUAUCAGAUAUGUUCGAAGACUUAAAAAGAUCAACAAACAAACCCGCAACUUCUAUAAAGCGAUUUGGAUUAUCGUGUUUAUCGUUUUCAGACUUUGAUUUAAAGGACUUGAUUGAUGAAUUAAAUGAUCUUAAAAAUAAUCAGCUUGGUGAAUGGAUAAUUCAACUUUGUAUUUUGAUCCCGAUACAAAUUGCUGUUGCACGAAACAAUAUAUUUCAACCAGUUUCCGAUGGUUUAUCAUCGUUUGAUGCUGAAAUUGCUGAUUCGGGUGCAUUAAGUGUUGACGGAAUUGCACAAAGCAUUAGUUUUGGAUGGUAUGAAGGAAUCUUCAAAUACUUUGGUGAUAAACCAGUAAAAGUCGUUUCGAGUAUGGGUGAACAAUAUAUGCUAAAUCACUUAAUUGGGACAACAUUCGAUGGCUCCGCAAUGCGAUGUACCGAAGGAGUGUGGAUGUCCUUAGCAAUUACGAAAAAAUGUAUCUAUGUUGCAUUGGAUUUCGAGGGACUUAAUUCCCUUCAACGAUCACCACAAGAAGAUAUGUUUUUAACACUAUUCAAUACAGUGAUAUCAAAUCUUAUUCUUUUUAAGAAUCAAUUUGCUGUCAACAGAGAUAUGUCAACAAUGUUCCAGAGAUUUCAGGAUGGUGCUACACUAUUAAAUGACGAAAAAAUAUUUCAAGCGAAACUGUGCAUCAUAAUUAAAGAUGUACCCAAACAAGAUCGUGAUGGGAUUGUAUCAGAAUUUUCUUUGAGAUUCAGGACAAUGGUCAUGCAGGAAGGUGAAAAUAACUUUAUAACAAAAAUGUAUCCGGGUGGUUUAAAUAUAAACCCUUGGCCAAUGUUUAAUAACCCUGAGUGGUUUAAGAAUUUAAGAGACAUCAAAAAGAUGUUAGAUAAACAGGAUGCAAAGUAUGAAAAUGCUCGAACAUUUUUGCAAAACACAAAAGUAUUUAUGGCUAAAUUGAAAAUUUGUGAUUGGGGUUCUUUAGAUGAGAAUCUUGUACAAAUCCGUGUGUCUACGUUGAAAAGAUUGCUUAAUAUUGCAAUAUCUCUUGGUAUUGAGGAAAAAAAUAACACCUUAGAACACUUGAUGAAUCGUGAUACUGGUAAAAUAAUUCCCGAUCAAGUUAUAAAUCUGACUGAAAUUUAUGACGACGUUGUCGAUAGUUGUGACUUGAUUUUAGAUUCAGAUCUUUGUCUUUUAGAUGAAAACACAGAUUUUGUACCAUUAUCUACUGAUUUGAGAAUUUACUUUGAAGAUAAAGUUCAAAAUCGUAAAGUUUGUCCUAAAGAUGCCAUAUGGUUUGAAAAAUUAUCAAAAUUCUUUAAAUUUAUCGUUCAACGGCGAAUUAAUCGAGUACAAGAAUGGUUUCAACAAAAUACUAGCAAAUUUUCACCAGAUAAUAGUGAUGUUAAAGAUGGAAUAUAUGCAUUAGAUCAACUAGUCAACAAACUUUCACUGCUUUGGACAUUAUGCGGCCUUUCCUGUCAGGAGUGUAAUUUAAAAUGUCUGAAGAAUCGUUAUCAUGAAGAUGCACAUAACUGUUUAACUGAUCAUCAUUGCUAUGUUACUUGUGAAUUUCUUGAGGCUCAUACGAAUAACUUACCUCCAAGAUGUAGUCACAAAGCAGGGCAUGAUGGAAAACAUGCAUGCAAUACGACAAGCCAUUUAUGUGGCAAACCAUGUAAAUUCAGUGACAAGCGUAAUUGUCAACAGAAAUGUGCAAAAGAAAUCGAUCAUGAUGAUGAUGAACAUAUAUGUCAAUCAAAGCGUCAUAAUUGUGGUGCACCAUGUUCUCUGCAAGCCAAUACUAGAAAGGGUUUUUAUAAAUGUCUUAACAAAUGUAUUAUUCCAUGUGAAGAUGAACAUGAACGACAUUGCUGUGAAAACGAUUCUGCAUGUCCAAUCCAAUGUCCAAUUCCUGAUUGCCAACGACGAUGCCAAAGUAAAGAUCAUUUUCAUGCAUUGCAAUCACAACAGAUUCAUUUUUGUGGCAACGAGCAUCAAUGUCAAGAAGAUUGUCAAGAGUUAGGUAUUUGCAAGCUUUUGCUUGAACCGAAAAAACAAGAAGAAGUUUACCAAGGCUUAGUACAAGGGACUUCUAUUACAUUUACCAAGUACAUUCAAUUGAGUGAAAAGAUUAAAUGCUGCAAGAAAAUUCCACCUAAUGCUUUUCAUCAUGAUGGAAACCAUUCUCACGAUGAAGGCGGCUUUCAUUAUUGUGACGCCCAAUCGUUACAUGAAACCAAACAUGGAAAUAUGAUUAAGACGGAAUUUACUUCAGAAGAUAAAGAAUUUGAAUAUAGAGGGGCAGGUGAUCAAGGAACAUUUGUACUUUGUAACUUGGAAUUUGGACGCCAUCGUCAUAUGGAUUAUUGUCAAGAUACUUCAACAUGUAAACCUAGUGCAAAUAAACGACAUUGUGAUGUCAGUGUUGAACCCCAUCCGGAAAGGCCGAAAGAUUAUAUUUCUCAUAAGCUUUUUUGGGAGCGUACAGGAUUUAAGGUUCAAGAACAAGAAAUGUUUGAAAAAUGUGACCAUGAAUGUGCUGAUGAAAUACAUAAGCCAGUAAAAGGAUCCAAUGUUAUACCUAACAGAUCAUUUUGUGAAUUAGCAUUGUUUCAUACACCUCUUAAGUUGACCGAUGCACCACCAAAUGGUAUUGGAUAUAUUUCUCUUGGUGGACAUCAUUUUACAUGUGAUAACCCUGCAAAACGAGAAGGUUUAUUUCAUAUCAUUUUUGCAAUUGAUCGGUCUGGAUCUAUGAGUAGUAGUGAUAAAAAACCACAAGAAAAUACUCCAGUUUAUAAUCUUAUAAAAGAUAAACAUUACAACAGGACAGGUGCUGUAUAUAGUGCUGUUUAUUCAUUUAUGGAAGCAAGGCUGGCUGCACAAGUAAGGUCAACUAAUAAGGACACCGUAUCAUUGAUUCUUUUUAAUAGCGAAGUCAUUGUGCCAUUUGAAAAUCAAGUGUUAACCGACUCUAAGAUGAUGUUGAAUCAGAUGCUGCCACAUCUGGCAGGUGGUGGGACUAACUUUAAUCUUGCGAUUCAAAAAGCUGGAAGCUUAAUUAAUAACUACUUUGAUCCGGCAAGAGCAAAUGUAAUUAUAUUUCUUUCUGACGGUGGAUGUAGUACACCAACAGGCCAACUUGAACAAAUUUGCAAAUAUAAUAGUGACAAAGGAAACCCAUUAUAUCUUAUAACUGUUUUAUUUGCUGGUGGAAGUGACAGUUCCUCUUUAAGAGAAAUGGCCGAAAUUGCUGGUCGACAUCAUCCAGCGAACAAGAUUGGAAAUGAUUUACGCUGUCAUUUUACUAGCGUUAUGAGUGAGAUUAAUCUAGUCAAUACAUUUACUAGUGUUGCAGAAAGUUUGAGAUAG